Amoebophrya sp. A120 is the source of this 3141-nucleotide messenger RNA. Lineage: Eukaryota; Dinophyceae; Syndiniales; Amoebophryaceae. The record is from the annotation of a GenBank genome assembly.
CCAAUUUCUGAAGUCACUGGUUGCGGAUCCCCAUGUGCAUCCCCACGAACGAAAACGCGCUGAGAAGUUACUCGGCAGUGAAAAGAAAUGUAAUUUGCUGGACCGAACGUCUGUCGCAUUCGGCGGGUAUAACUUUAGCGACCUCGAGCGGCGCUGCAGUGAGAAGGUCGGAGUUUCUUUCCAGGAGCUGGUCGACGACAACGCUGGCUCGACCCAUGCUGCGCUCGUGAAAAUAAUGGACCUCGAUCUGCGGGCGAAACCGAAAACCGGGACGAAGUGGUCGUCUGGUGCCAGCGUGAACACUGCGCAAACACCAUCUUCGUCAACCGCACCUGCGGGCGGGGACCAGCUCGCCGCUGGUAUGCGGGAGAGUCUCCGCGAGGUCAGCAAAUUGGCGGAGUUCGCCUCGCGACACGGACACCAGGCAUUUCGGACCAAAAGUCUGUCGCAACAACACGACGAGCUGGCAGGAAGAAUGCGCGCGAUCAACCUGUUUCGCUUUCACCCUGGUGGCCGCGUCGUCGACCUUACUGGCGAGGAAAUUGACACCUACCAUCGUUUGAAGGAGCAGCGAUGGGAAGUGAUUGAAAAGCUUUACGCGGAACAGUUGCAGGCUUUGCGCACCGAAGAACAUCGCGGCACGUCGGUGGCAGCAUCUCAAACUACGUCUGCUGGGGCAGCUGCACUUCCACUCUCUCACAGCGAUCGCGAACCGACAGACCCUCAGGUUGAGAUUGGAUUGAAAGAGCGAGGUCAAGAAAGGGCUAGCACGACUUGCAAAGAAACUAGUACCUCCCCAACAUUCUGCACGCGCACGACAUGCACGAAAGGGCGAAAAGCGAAGAAAAAGCGAAGCUCCGUCGACGAAACUGAAACUGGCAGAAAACGCGUCGAUGCUGUAAUGCUUGUCGCUGACACCAUCAAGGCGAAGCAGGAACACAGAUAUCGCAUCAAAUGUAUGCUCUACGAUACGUUGCAUUUCUACAAGCGCACUUUCAUGCUUCCAUCCGUCGAAACACUGAUGGUGGGAGAGGGAGUUACUUCGAACGCGGCCGACACAUUGGAUCACGGCAAGACCCAGAUCAGCUUCUGUCUGGAUAAAUGGGUCGACUUUAUCGUAGACUGCGAAAACGAUUCCUUUUUCCGCAUCUGCCUGUUGUGGUUCUGGCCAUGUAGUCCGAAGACGGACUUAGCUUGGAGCAGAUUUGUUGAGGCAGCGCGUCAUGAUCGCUCGAAAGGUGGAGCCCGUCGUGGCACCACGACCAGCGUAGAUGCAUCUGAAGAUGACAUCAGAGUCCGCCCCUGUGCGUUCGUGGACAGCACCAGAAAUGAUGAAGCUUUGCGCGAGCGACUGGAUUCGGAAUUGGCCUCCUGUAUGUACGCGUGGCGGAACUUGCUGGCUGGGCGAUUCCGUGCUGCAGCUUCGGUGUGCCGCGACAUCACGAAACACCUCAGACUGACGUGCCCGUCGGUGUUUCUCUGCGAGUGCUUUGCCUUGCUGAUACUGCGCUGCCAGGUGCAGACCGAGGAGGAGUUUGACGCAAUCUCCCCGGGGAGAACCUGGUCCGACGCGGCAGCGGAUUUGCGGGGGACAAAGGUCGGGAAAGCGGUCAUUGUCCAACAAUUUUCCGAGACGCUCCGAACGCUCGACAGAUACGCAGCUGCGGUGUGCCUGCUGCUCUACCGAAGUUCCAAAAGAAAGGCCAUCUUGCACUUCGUCACGUCGGGAGACGAGAUGUCGGCGGGCCCCGGUCGCUAUCUCAUCCAGCAAACGUUGUUCGCUGUUUGGGCGGUCGCCAUGAAAGAACACUUCUGGGGAGACGCAGAUAAGGGAAUGGCCGAAGCAAUGGCGCCGGCCGUUGAAUCGUUUGAAGAACAGGUGGAACAACAAGGCAAGGACGAAAUAAAAGGCACGAAAGCUACUGCAAAGUCGAAAGCGCAACGCGAUUUCGAGAAGAAGAAUGCCCUCGAGAUUGCAACCCUUACGCGGCACGAUGGCGUGUGGAACAUCACGCCCGACCUGGUCGUGUAUUCGCAAGAUCCCCGAGUCAAGCGCAUCUCGGAUGACACCUUCGCAGCGAUCCACCCGGAUUUGGAGCUCUCCGAUGAGCUGCGAGCCGAGUUUUCCGCUGCAUUGGAGAAGGGUAUGUGCGCGAAGCAACAUAAGGCGAACGGAGUCAAGUUCCUUUCCAAUGGCGUCGCGGAGCUGAAGAUCAACGGAGAUACCCGGCUCUGGACAUCCACGAAGUACAAAGAACACAAGCAGGAAAGGUAUGCUGUGCAGAAAUCUCUAUACCCCGCGACCAGACCUUUGAAAAUGUCCAUGCACCUCUACAUAGCAAAGAAUGUUUUGUUUUUUUGCUGAUUUCCAUGGCACAAUGAAUUUGCAUCUUUGUCUUUGAAUUUUCCCGGGGUAGUUUUGAACGUUUUUGCACAGGAUAUUUUUAAGGACGUCGAUGACCCCCUGCAGGAAGCGAAAGUCCGCAAGACACUCUUGCUUUUCGAUCAUGAGGACAACCAUGGUGGAGUGCGGCGGGCGGUAGAGCUUCAGAAGAGCGGUAAUAUGAAAGAGGUGCUGUGUGACCAACCGCAGCAGACCGACGAGGUGCGGUGUGGCGACAUCAACCGGAAAAAGGCAGAAGUUCGCAGCAUUUUCAACAGCGUGAUGACUGGGCGCCCGCGCUUUGUUCGGGAUGCGCUAGGGAUCGAGCCAGAUGCGACGGUUGAAGAAGCGUGCCCGAUUCAGUAAAUAUUUUCGUAAACAUAAAAAAAGCUUUCGCUGUCGUUCCCACCUUCUACUGUCUUCGCAGUUCCUAGCUACGGAAUCCAAGCAAUAUUCACAUCAAUACAACCUCGAGCUACAACUGCAGUAUUCACACUCGAUACUCAUGUCAAGCUCAAGUUACAACUGGUGCGCAAUUUUAUAUUCCGUCGUUUCGUCUGACAACCUCGUCAGCGAGAAUCUUCUACUUUUAGCGAAAACGACAAAAGAUCUGAGCAGAGUCGCACUCUCCGUCUCCAAAGAGGACAGUGCGUAGUCCCACUUUCAUUGACAGCGAAGGGUAGUUGUUUAAUGAACAAGUACUCAAACGUCCGCCUCCGCGUCCCCUAGAAUUUUCCCAUUGGUACUAUAAUUUCGAG